UUGGAAGGGCAUCAGUUGUUCUUUGAAACAUCACAAACCACAAUGUACAAGCUAGUAGUGUUGAGCGUUCUUCUCGCCUUGGCCGUUGCCGAGCCUGAGCCGAAGCCGGGCACCUUUAUUGCACCUCUGCCGAUCAGUCCGUACGCAAACGUUGUGGUGCCAGCAUCUACGACGAUCACAAAGCAAGCGAGCAGCAUUCUACACCCAUCGCCAUUCGUCUACAACACGCCAGUGGCCCUCACGCAUUUCAUCAAGAAACGUUCUGCUCCCCUGACGUACAUCGCGCCGUCCUACGCCGCACCUCUGGCGGCUACUUACAACGCGCCUAUUGCUAGGCCACCUCUAUUCGCAUCACCGUUCGUGGCCCCACUGCCCUACGUAGCUGCAACACACUUGAUCAAGAAGCGAUCUGCUCCUUUCCUACCUACAACUUACAUAACUCCCACAACCUAUGCUGCGUCCACACCUCUGUUGGCAUCUACUUACACAACCACACCUCUUCUUUCAUCACCCCUGAUUCCCUCCACUCCAAUUAUCUCCUCACCCGUUACGCAUUUCAUCAAAAAGCGCUCUGCUCCUUUUGUAAGCCUUACUCCAACUGCCUAUUCACAGCAGUCCAGAAUCGAUCUCCAGUCUACCCCUGUCAUUAAUACUCAAUAUACUUAUCCCCUGCCAGCUAGUCCUAUUGCUUACUCCCACGUAUUCUAAAUAUUGUAUUAAUAUGAGAGUACUGAAAAGUCAGACAAAUUGAAAAUGUCGACAUAAAUGUAAAUCCUAAAUCCCCAUCCACUUUCAACGGGUGUAAUAUGUUCCACCAUGUAUAUAUGUUUCAGAUAUAAAUUAAAUUUGGGAAAAAUAUAUAUAUUAUCAUUUUACAA
This is a messenger RNA of Galleria mellonella (greater wax moth), 878 nucleotides long. RefSeq lists its product as uncharacterized. The record is from RefSeq and is a predicted model, not a curated record. Bases 43 to 708 code for a protein of 221 amino acids. NCBI's taxonomy places the organism in Eukaryota, Metazoa, Arthropoda, Insecta, Lepidoptera, Pyralidae. The transcript has a single exon.